CUCGAACUUCCUAACUUCAGCCCGCCCGCCCGCCGACGCUCUAUUCUCCCUUUUCGAUCCCACUCCCUUCGCACAACCUUUCCCUCAAACAAUUCCGUCAUUACCAUUUCACGAUGCCGGAGACCAAUAACUCUUUUGCUGACUUUGUCAAGCAGUCUCGCGACCAGAAGAAGAAGCAAGCUAUCGCGCAGGAAUUCCUAGGGAGCCGAGGGCGCAAAUCCAAUGGCCCUGGUUCCGGACCCAAUACCCGCGAGAAUUCACAGAAACCGAGCUUGCUGAGUCGCAUGAGCAGCAGCAGUGGUGUGUCCAAGUCAAGGUCAUCAUCGGCAAAACCUGCGGCAAACAUCAACGAUAAAUGGCAACAUGAUAUGCACCACAUCAACAACCCACAAGGACCCCCAGCGAGGAGAGAACAGGUCAAGCGGACAGCUUCUGCAUCACAGGUGGACCGUAACACUCGAACAUUCAACAAGUUCCAGUCAACUUUGGAGAGGAAUGCAGAGGCUCCUGGCUUCAGCAUCAAGGGUGUUGCGAACGGAGGACCUACGACCGUCAUUGCUAGCAACUUUGCGCCCGGGACUACUGCUGCAGACAUUGAGGCUGUCAUGCGCGACCAUGCACGGACAGAGACUGGAGGGGAACUUAUCAGCUGCAGAUUGAUAACGGCAAGCCCGACGGUGGUGGUGGAAUUGGUCUGCAGCGACAGGAGCGGCGCCAACAAUGUCAUUGCGACGUUCAAUGGCCAGAAGGCGGAUGGUAGAGAUCUCUACGUCUACGAGAAGAGUGUUCCAAACCAGAGCGCUGCUCGCAGCCGCCCUCCAGCCCGCCAAGGAAAAUCAACAAUGGACAACCUGGAUAUCGACGCCAAUGGUGGUGAACGAGGUGGAAGUUUCCAAGAUGGUAGGUUUGGGUUCAAUGAGGGUGGCCGGAGAGACCCUCCUCGUGGUCCGCGCAGACGAUUUUAGGCACCUUGACCUGAGUAAAGACCUGGGGCGGGCUAAUUUCACACUACAUGGACGCGUUCACUUUCGUUAUAUUAUCUCAAUCCCAAAGAUCAACAAUUCAUGAGCGGAAAUCCAAAAUGACACAGGCGACAUACAGCAGCUCCAUCUGUGGUUCCAUACUUCCUUGUACGAUACGAUACCCUGCAUAAUUCCAUGACCGGGGAAAAGUUGGGCUUUUGCUUAGACCCGGGUGGGGCACCCCUAUUCCAGAUUCCAGAUUCCAGAAUUUCAGAAUGGACAAAAUUCCAAUGAAGUUGUGCAUCAUUCAA
Messenger RNA from Aaosphaeria arxii CBS 175.79, 1273 nucleotides. RefSeq lists its product as uncharacterized. Gene Ontology annotation, molecular function: nucleic acid binding. The record is from RefSeq and is a predicted model, not a curated record. The transcript is spliced from 2 exons. The coding region runs from base 114 to 965 and encodes 283 amino acids. Lineage: Eukaryota; Fungi; Ascomycota; Dothideomycetes; Pleosporales.